UCAAUCAUGGCGAAAGGUGAAGGAAUCGUUAAAAGUGACGAAUCUCAGCCAGAUCUUGAUCAGUAUGCUAAGGAAGCACUUGAUGAGAUAUUUGGAAAGGAAGAGCAGUCUUACGAAGACUUUGUGCAAAGUUUUAUGUACCUCAAUAAGGAUGAUAAUUCUGGAACAAAAGUUCCCAGUCCUCAAGGCAAUCCCCACGAUCUCCAGAAUGGUGCGUCCAGUCACAACAAACUGGCAAAGCUUACUGUUGACGACCACCACUCACUGGAAACAAAAAUCCAGGGCACAGAAAGUGACAACAUACCUGAGGAAGUAUUGGGGCCUGGUUCAACAUCUGUUCCAUUUCUUAUGAGAACACCUGAGUCAUCAGGUGGAAAAAUUCUCCAGGUUGAUAAUUUUGUAGAAUAUGCAGAUGAGGGGAGUGAUGAUGAAAGAUCCAUUCCAAAUGUUGACUCUUUGUUGGAGGAUGAUAUAUUUGCCUCUGGUUAUUCCCCUUCUGUAGUUAAUUCCUCAAAUUCUUCAAAGCAUAAAGGAGAUAGGAUCUCAACUGCUAAAGAUAUUCCCUCUAAUGUUGAUUUGGGCAUUGAACUUUGCCAUGAAGCAACUAAAGAAGUCUGUUAUCUCCCAGGAGAUGCUUCAAUUCUUCCUGGGGAAGUUGAUGAUUACGAAAUGAAUGAACAGCCAGAUACCUCUGAAGCAGUUGUAUCACCCAAAAUAACACAACUACAGAUUGCCACAAGAAUAAAUAUUUGUCACAGAAAGAAUGAUCAAAGAACUCCAAGUGAGGAAGGUGAAGAUGCCGAUGAGGUUCAACCAUUCACUCUUGAUACAAACUUAGACUAUGACAAUGUGAUUCUUACACCAAAGUUCAGUUUCUCACCAAGGCAUAUACCUUAACCCUUCAGAGCGAGGGCUGUCAGUGUUCUUUAUAAUGAGAAUAUCCAGGCAUACUGGUGUAAUCUCAUUGAGAUUGUCUACAGAGACCAUUCAGGUUACUGGUUUCUUGACACUUUGGAGACCUGACAUAAUGCGGUGCAUAAUGCUUCUGCAGAAAGUGGAAGUGCAAUGCCCCAAGUUCCAUAAGAUGUGGAAACAGAGAUUACUAAAAGCAGAAUGGGCCAACAAGGCUCACCUUUUUAAAGCAAACAUGAUGACUAAACUUGGGAAGGACCUCAACAGGAUGAUAAGCACAUUGUGUCAUACAAUUCUUGGCUUUGCACUCAAAGGACAAACAUUGAAAAUACCUGAUAACUGUUUAUCUAUUUGAAGACAAAUUCCAAGAAAUGUGUAAAGGAGAUAAGUAGAUCCUUCUCCAGUCAAUCUUUAUCCAUCCCUUGUACUAAUGUUUCAGGUUUAUAGUUCACAAGUUAGUUUUUACUUCUCUUUGAAAUUUUAAAACCAAUAUUUCACCAAAUAGGUUAUACGAAAUAGAGAGGCUUUCAAGUACAGGGUGUUAUUUUGAUUUAUCAAUAAAAUUGUCUAAUUUGUUCACCAGAAAGUAUGUAGUGAGAGGGUAGAAUUCAUAAUUGUUUGGUUUAUCCUUUCAUGCUUAACCAUUCCUAGGGUAUCCACAGAAGAACAGUUUACGACCUUCACAUCCCAUUUAACCUACUGGUUAAACCUUAGAGAAAGGUGAUUGAUGUUGCAAGUAAUUUUAUGUUUUAUCAACUGUUUCAUGUCAUUAAUCAGACACAGCUUACCAAUAUUAAACCAACAAUAUCAAUUACAGUGGUUCCCUCUAGAAGGUCAACAUCCUAUUUUCUAGAUAUAGCAAAAACAAGAGGCUUACAUAACUGGUCAAACAAGUUUUAAUGGGUUUUGUACAGAAACAUCACAAAGUUGAUGUUGAAUGUUACCAUUUUAACACAAACUCUUGUAAAAGUUUGACAAAGAUUUGUGAUUU
This is a messenger RNA of Stylophora pistillata, 1903 nucleotides long. Its product is annotated as intraflagellar transport-associated protein. Gene Ontology annotation, cellular component: cytosol; 9+0 non-motile cilium. Gene Ontology annotation, biological process: spermatogenesis; acrosome reaction. The record is from RefSeq and is a predicted model, not a curated record. Gene Ontology annotation, molecular function: intraciliary transport particle A binding. Lineage: Eukaryota; Metazoa; Cnidaria; Anthozoa; Scleractinia; Pocilloporidae.